Molecule: messenger RNA, 2306 nt
Organism: Micropterus dolomieu (smallmouth bass)
Lineage: Eukaryota; Metazoa; Chordata; Actinopteri; Centrarchiformes; Centrarchidae
Product: phospholipase A and acyltransferase 3-like
Exons: 3
Coding region: 519-923 (134 amino acids)
Biological process (GO): N-acylphosphatidylethanolamine metabolic process
Cellular component (GO): cytoplasm
Molecular function (GO): glycerophospholipid phospholipase A1 activity; A2-type glycerophospholipase activity
Source: RefSeq, a predicted model, not a curated record
UACACGCUUACAGAGCGUGUCCCGUCUCCCAGCAACACCCUAAGGAGUCCGGUCCGGCAUUGCGAAGAGUUUUUUGUUCUUCUUAAGCCACACACACAAAGUCUCGCUCCCUUUCGUGGAAGUUAUUCUUUUCUUUUGCUUGUUUGUAAAGUUACCAGACCGUUUUAAGUCAAGCAAAUUUUAAUUCAGAAACAACCAAGUUUGUUUUUAAACUUUAUUUCCGUCGAAUCAACUAACCUCACUCCUCCCCACGACAACGAAGCCCGGGAGGCCAGCCACGUGGGUUAGUUACACCAGCAGCAGCCCAAAGGACAUGAAAACCCACGAACCGAGCCAAGGUUAACAGCCAUCACUGCAAGUUUCUUCAACUAAGUUACCAGCCGAAGUGGCGGACUUCCGGAGCAAUUCUCUUGCAGAGAAAGUGACCCGCAGACGGCAGUUGAGCCGUCUCAACCGAGAACGCACGAAACUCAGCCAGCGUGAGGCCGGCUGGAGAAUCAACAAGCAACACCAGCAUUAUGAUGUCUGUCCUGACUGGCAAAGCCAUGGUGAAGAAAGAGAAACUGCAGGACGUGGUGGGCAACAAGUGGAAAAUCAACAACAGCCUGGACGAGAAGUACAAGCCCUGCCCAGUCCAGUUUAUUGUGAAGGAGGCCUGUGCAUGUGUGGGCAAGGAGCUGCCGUAUUGCAUCUUCAGGGGGAACUGUGAGCACUUUGCAAAUGAGCUACGCUACGGAAAAAAAGAGUCCCGGCAGGCGUUGCUGGUGUUUGCACCCAGAACCACAAUGGUGAUUCUGGGUAUUCACACUGGCAGCUGUGGCAAGAGCUCUGUUUGGAAGCGGCAAAAAAGAAAACAAAAGGAACACACAGUGAUGGAAGGCACACGUCGUCUUCACAGGGGCUUGAUUAACAGAUCACCAUGAAAGCUUAAGGGUGCUAAUAAUAAUAAUAAUAAUAAUAAUGCAUUACAUUUAUAUAGCGCUUUAUUAUUGAAACUCAAAGCGCAUCACAGUGAAGUAGGGGGGUCUUACCUCAACCACCACCAAUGUGUAGCACCCACCUGGGUGAUGCACUGCAGCCAUUAAGCGCCGGAAUGCUCACCACACAUCAGCUUGAUGCAAAGAAGGAGAGAAACAUUGAGCCAAUUACUAGGGGGGAUGAUUAGAUGGCCAGAUGGAGAAAGCCAGGUUGGGAAUUUUGCCAUGACACCGGGGAACCCCCUACUCUUUGCAACAAGUGCCAUGGGAUCAUUAAUGACCACAGUGAGUCCGGAUCUCAGUUUAACGUCUCAUCCGAAGGACGGCAUCUCCUACAGCACAGUGUCCCCAUCAAUGCACUGGGGCAUUGGGAUCUUAUUAUUAAGACCAGAGGGAAGACUGCCCCCUACUGGCCCACCAACACCUCUUCCAGCAGCAAAUUAGUUUUCCCAGUUGGUCACCCAUCCAGGUGCUGGCCAAGCCCAAACCUGCAUAGCUUUGGUCAUUCAGCAGUAGCAGGGUUUACAUUGGUAUGGCUGCUAAUCUGAUCAUGCACAGAAAACACUUUUUUAUUACAUACAAACACCAUAGACUGUAUAUAAAAAGGCAAACAUCUGUGAUUUAGACAUAAGUUUGGCUAAUUUCUGUCUUUCCUGCUCAAAUUAACUGCCGUCUCUCCCUUAUGCCACCUUUAUAAUGUGAGGCUUUUGUUUGAAAUCAUGGCCCUAUAUUUUUCAGAUUUUUUAAAAUUUCUAUAGACAGCAUGUAAAAGCACAACAAACAGUUUCCACAAAUUAAGGUGCCAAGAUGAAAUUGAAGUAAUGAAGUUUAAAUGUUUUAACAUGGAGUUUUUGAAGAUAACUAUAGAUUUUUAUUGGAUUGUGAUGAAUGUGAGGUUCACAAGGUUGGGGGAUCUUUUCUGUAUAAAAAAAAUAUUUGCUGGUAGCUGCAAAUGAAAAUAUAUUCCUACUCAAAUCAAAGCUAAACAGUUCUGAAGUCUAAGUAGUGAUUCUUGUUAGCCAAUAUAUUAAUAAGCUUUCCAACACAUAUAUUUUGCAUAAUCAAAAUAAGCUAAUAUGAUGAUAUUCUGCUUGCAUCUUUCAGAAAAACAUGUAAUGUAUUGUAAUGUGCACUGACCUACCAUUUAUGAAUUGUGGGUCAUUGGCUGAAAGGAGACAUGGACGGAACCAAUUAAACACUCCUGCUUUCUUGCUUGCUCCCGUUUUCUUUUAUUUUAUAUCUGAGUUCUCUAUUUAUCUGGAAUUUACAAGGUUUUGUCUUAAAUUUAUUUGUAAGUGUUUUGAAUAAAGAAGAAUUUGUGUGAUCAUA